AUGAGUAAUUUUGGAAUGGAUUAUCAAGGAGGUGACGUUGGAGGCGGCUUUGGUGGUGGCGGUGGUGGUUUCGACGGAGGCGGUGGCUUUGAUCAAGGUUCUUCCCAACAGUCGGCCCAAAAGCCAAAACGAAACUAUGAUGAACAAACUCUCACUCCGAUUACCAUUCACAUGGCGUUGGAAGGUCAUCCAGAUGAGUCUGGUGAUGGCAGUAUCGUCUUGCAAGAUGGACGCAAAUUGAGCAAUGUCGUUGUGAUUGGCUCGGUGCGACAGUUUAUGAACAACUCCACCAAUGUGAGCUACGAUAUUGAAGAUGGAACUGGCUUGAUUACAGUGAAGCAAUUCGUGAAUGAUGAAGACUGCAGCGCCAUUUUGGAAUGCCGAGAAAAGACUUUGGUGGACAGUAUCUACGUCAAAGCCAUUGGUACAGUCAAGGAUUAUGAGGGGAAGAAAAUGCUAAUGGCCAAUUCGGUUCGUCCCUUGUCGACUGGGAACGAAUUGACGCACCACUUCUUGUCGGUGAUACAUAGUGGCAACAAACACAAGACUGCCAGUUCCAUUGUGCCUCCAAUGAGCGUGAUGAGCAAUAUCAAUAAUGGGGUUGGAUUUGGACAAGCCAUUGGCAAUGUUGGGCUCAACAGCAGUGGAACUGGCAACCCAACGCAAGAUAAAGCUCUGGCAAUCAUUAAAGAAAUUGGUGAACGGGAACCAGGAGGGUGUCAUAUCAAUCAAAUUGUGCAGGCGAUGGGCGGAGUACCAGAAGGAGAGGUUCGACAAAUUGUCACGGAGCUUUCGGACAAUGGAGAAAUCUAUUCCACCACUACUGAAGAGCACUUUCAAGUGGCUGCUUAA
Cylindrotheca closterium is the source of this 852-nucleotide messenger RNA. NCBI's taxonomy places the organism in Eukaryota, Bacillariophyta, Bacillariophyceae, Bacillariales, Bacillariaceae. The record is from the annotation of a GenBank genome assembly.